Molecule: messenger RNA, 880 nt
Organism: Armigeres subalbatus
Lineage: Eukaryota; Metazoa; Arthropoda; Insecta; Diptera; Culicidae
Gene: crim
Exons: 3
Coding region: 130-618 (162 amino acids)
Biological process (GO): positive regulation of voltage-gated potassium channel activity; regulation of synaptic transmission, cholinergic; sleep
Source: RefSeq, a predicted model, not a curated record
AAAACACUUGUCACAACAAUUAAAUCGCAGUCAGUCGCAUCCAGUAUUUUGGGCAGGGCGUUAUUUACAUUCCACUAAUAGUUUAAGUUCUAAUUUGUAUUUAAUUUCGAACCAGUAGUGCCUUACAAAAUGAAUCACCUGAAAUCAAUUCUCACCGUGUUAAUAUUCAUGGUUGCAUUCGAACGAAGUACUGCCAUUUGGUGCUACCGCUGUACAUCGGCCACACCCGGAUGCGGAGAGGACUUCAACUGGCGUGGAAUCGGUUUCCUGGGCGAUCCCUGCCCGGAGGAUGACGACAUCUGCGUCAAGGUGAUCGAGAAGAGAGGCGUGACGCAAACCAUUACCCGAGAAUGCCUAAGCACACUACGUGGCUUCCGAACGGACGUUCCUGCAGACAAAUACGAAGGCUGCCGUCCUGCAGCUAAGGACGAACAGUUAGCCCACUACGUCAACAAUUCCAUCAAACAGCUGGACGUCAAAAGGGACUACUUCCCGCAGACGACGUUCUGCUUUUGCUUCCUGGAUCACCGGUGCAACGGAGCGCCACGGUUAGGUGGUGUGUCUACGUGGCUCGGGUUGACGGUUGUGAUGGUAGUCGUUCAGCGAUUAGUACUAUAGGGAUAGAACUUGCCAUUCGGGUAAGGGAAGAAACCAUUCCGUCCAUUUUUUAUGCAAGAAACGAAUAAUAUUGAAUCGUAGCUAGAAACUCAACGAUGAUCGUUUAACGCUGUUCUGCGUUGUAUUAUUUCUAUUAGUUCAUAUUUUUUACGAUUAUGACAUUCCGAUCCAAACAGCAAAGCUCAUUGCUAGAAAACGAUAAUCAUUUUAUUUUAAGCGAAGUCUAAAUAAUAAAAUGUCAUAUUUUGAUAUUAUAAAAAUA